Messenger RNA from Phasianus colchicus (ring-necked pheasant), 1967 nucleotides. It is a transcript of the gene CHPT1, whose product is annotated as choline phosphotransferase 1. Gene Ontology annotation, cellular component: endoplasmic reticulum membrane; Golgi apparatus. Gene Ontology annotation, molecular function: diacylglycerol cholinephosphotransferase activity. The record is from RefSeq and is a predicted model, not a curated record. NCBI's taxonomy places the organism in Eukaryota, Metazoa, Chordata, Aves, Galliformes, Phasianidae. Gene Ontology annotation, biological process: phospholipid biosynthetic process.
GCUGUAGAGAGACCUUUUCAGUACUUAAAGGCAGCUUAUAAACAGGAAGGAGACCGGCUUUUAACACGUUCAGAUAGUGACAGUACCAGCAGGAACAGUUUCAAAUUGAAAUAAGGGAGAUUCAGGUUAGACGUUAGGAGGAAGAUUUCUCUCGAGGGGCGGUGAGGCACUGGCACAAGAGCUGCCCAGAGAAGCCGUGGGUGUCCCAUCCCCGUAGGCGCUCAAGGCCAGGUUGGCUGUGGAGCCUGACCUAGGCCAAGGAGGUCCUGUGCACGCAGUGUUUGUAUACCCCACAGCCACGGGGCCCGACACUCCGCAGGCCGGUGAGACCGCUCAGCCCACGGCGCCGUGCCCGCGGGCUCGGGAAAUGGCGCCGUGCGGGCAGCACCGCGAUCCCGUCCGAGGCGACGGCCGCGCCCCGAAGUGAGGGAAACGACCAAGCAGAGAACCAAAGAACUCAGACAAGUCGAAGAGGCGCGGCGGGGGCGGCGGUUUCCCCGAGGAGAGGCGGCCGCGGGGCGUCGGCCUCUUCCGCCGCUGCCUCAGCCCCGCCCCGAGCGGCGGUGGCGGCCGCCUGAGCCCGGUGCCUCGCGGCCCGUCCGGAAUGGCCGCCCCGUGGGUUCUGCCCGCGCCCCUCAGCCCGGCGCAGCUGAAGCGCCUGGAGCAGCACCGCUACAGCGCGGCCGGACGCUCGCUGCUGGAGCCCUGGCUGCAGCCUUACUGGGGCUGGCUGGUGGAGCGGCUCCCGCCGUGGUUGGCCCCCAACGCCAUCACCCUCGGCGGCCUCUUGCUGAACUGCCUCACGGCGCUGCCGCUCAUCGCCUCCUGCCCCACCGCCACCGAGCAGGCACCUUUUUGGGCAUACAUCCUGGGUGCAUUAGGACUUUUUAUCUACCAGUCUCUGGAUGCCAUUGAUGGGAAGCAAGCCAGAAGAACAAACAGUAGCUCUCCUCUAGGAGAGCUCUUUGAUCAUGGUUGCGACUCAAUUUCUACAGUUUUUGUUGUCCUUGGAUCCUGCAUAGCAAUCCGACUAGGAACAAACCCUGACUGGUUGUUUUUCUGUUGUUUUGUGGGACUGUUCAUGUUCUAUUCUGCUCACUGGCAGACAUAUGUAUCAGGCAUAUUAAGGUUUGGAAAAAUUGAUGUAACUGAAGUUCAAAUAGCCAUAACGGUGUUGCUGUUGGUAUCUGCAUUUUGUGGAACAGCAGUAUGGGACUAUAAGGUGCAUUUGAUAGGCCUAGAACUGAAGUUCUUUGCGGUUGUUGGUAUCCUGUGUGGAACAGCAGUUUCAUGUUUCAACUACUUCCGCGUCAUCUUUGGUGGAGGGGUUGGAAAGAAUGGAUCUACAAUAGCAGGAACGAGUGUUCUUUCACCAGGUGUUCACAUUGGGCUACUUGUCACGCUGGCCACUGUGAUCUACAAAAAAUCUACAGUUCAGCUGUUUGAAAAACAUUCGUGCCUGUAUGUCCUGACAUUUGGAUUUGUGAAUGCUAAAAUCUCACAGAAGUUAGUGGUGGCUCACAUGACAAAAAGUGAAAUCAGUCUUCAAGACACUGCAUUUAUUGGACCAGGACUUCUCUUUUUGGACCAGUACUUCAAUAGUUUCAUUGAUGAAUAUGUUGUUCUAUGGAUAGCAUUGUUCAUAUCCUUGUUUGAUAUGCUGAGAUAUGCCACUGGUGUAUGCCUACAGAUUGCUGCUCAUCUUCAUAUACAUGUCUUCCGAAUUUCAUCUCAUCAAGCUCCUGAACAGGUACAAGUUGUUUCUCCAUUGAACCAUCAGAAUAACAUGGACUGAAGAGACUUGCGAACAGUUGCCAUCUCCUGCUGUUGCUGUUACAAGAAAAGGAGAUUAUUCUGAACAGAUGCCAUACCAAUAUGAUUCCUUAAUCUAAUUAAAUGAAUGUCUAAUGACUUCCUUAUAGAAUGUUCUAUUUUUGUAUUUAACAAGGUUCUUUAUAACUACUGAU